CUGUCCUCUGCAAUUAUUUAACAGAAGAAAGUGUUGCAGGCAACAAGUUUAAAUUAUUUUCCACUAAAAUUUAAUUUUUUCUAAAGCAGUAAAGUUUUUAUUUUAGUUUAAAAAGUUUUCUUUUUUAUAUUUUUUAUUAGUGAAAAAAACAAUUUAGCAGUGAGCAAUGUCGGCUUCACGUAUUUUCAGUGUUGUGGGCCAAUUGUCGAGAAGACAAUUAAUGCAAAAUAAGUGCAAUCGUGUUAUUGCCCAAAAUGUAAGACUGAUGUCGGCCGCUACUGCGGGCCAGAAAAAUUUACGGACCAAAGUAGUAGAUGGUGUUUUGGUAGUGACUUUGGAUUGUCCCGGUGUCAAGGUUAAUUCUUUGGGUGAGGCUGUUAGCCAGGAAUUCGAACAAGUCCUUAAGGAAUUGGAAACCAAUGCUCAAGUCAAUUCCGCUGUUUUGAUUUCUGCCAAACCUGGCUGUUUUAUAGCCGGUGCUGAUAUUGGCAUGUUGGAGAAGUGUGAAACAGCCGCUGAUGCCACCCGCGUGUCCAAAGAUGCUCAAUACAUGUUUGAACGCAUAGAGCGUAGCCGCAAACCCAUUGUGGCCGCCAUUAAUGGUGUCUGUUUGGGUGGUGGUUUGGAGUUGGCUUUGGCUUGCCACUAUCGUGUUGCCACCAAGGACAAAAAGACUAAAUUGGGUUUACCCGAAGUAAUGUUGGGUCUUUUGCCCGGCGGUGGUGGCACCGUGCGUCUACCCAAAUUGACCGGCCUACCCACUGCACUCGACAUGGAAUUGACUGGUAAGCAAUUGCCUGCCGAUCGUGCUAAACGCGCUGGUAUUGUUGAUUUAGUAGUAAGUCCUUUGGGCCCCGGUCUUGCUCCUGCCGACCAAAUGACCAUUGAGUAUUUGGAGAAGGUGGCCGUGCAAGUAGCCAACGAUAUUGUUAGCGGUAAGAUAAAGGUCAACCGCGAAAAAUCUGGCUUAGUCAACAAACUUACCGCCUUGGCCAUGGACACUGAUUUUGUUAAGAACAAAAUUUUCGACACUGCCCGCAAGCAAGUAAUGAAAAUGACCAAUGGUUUGUAUCCUGCCCCCUUGAAAAUUCUCGAUGUCAUACGCACUGGUGUAGAUAAGGGACCCGUAGCUGGUUAUGCUGCCGAAAGUGAAGGUUUUGGUUAUUUGUCUGCCACUCCCGAAUCCAAGGGUUUGAUUGCUUUGUUCCGUGGUCAAACUGAAUGCAAGAAAAAUCGUUUUGGCAAACCUCAACGUGAAGUGAAAACUUUGGGUGUCUUGGGUGCUGGUCUUAUGGGUGCCGGUAUUGUUCAAGUCACUGUCGAUAAGGGCAUCAAGACUGUCAUGAAAGAUGCCACCGAUGCUGGUCUAGCACGCGGUAUCGGACAAGUACAAAAGGGUCUUGAAACUGCUGUCAAACGUAAACGUAUUUCUGGCUUGGAACGUGAUCAAGUCCUUUCGAAUUUGGUUUCCACUUUGGAUUACAAUGAAUUCAAAACUGCCGAUAUGGUCAUAGAGGCUGUAUUCGAAGACAUUAAGAUUAAGCACCGUGUCAUCCAAGAACUCGAAGCUGUUGUACCUCCUCACUGUAUUAUUGCCACCAAUACUAGCGCUAUCCCCAUUACCAAAAUUGCUGCCGGUAGCUCUCGUCCUGAGAAUGUUGUUGGCAUGCACUACUUCUCGCCUGUAGAUAAAAUGCAAUUGUUAGAAAUCAUUACUCAUCCUGGCACUUCUAAGGAUACCAUUGCCUCUGCCGUAGCCAUGGGCUUGAAACAGGGCAAGGUUGUUAUUACUGUAGGAGAUGGUCCUGGUUUCUAUACCACUCGUAUUUUGGCCACUAUGUUGUCGGAAGCUAUACGUUUACUACAAGAAGGAGUUGACCCCAAAGAACUUGAUGCUCUCUCCAAGAAAUUCGGUUUCCCAGUAGGCGCCGCCACCUUGGCCGAUGAGGUAGGCAUUGAUGUAGGUUCUCACAUUGCUGUCGAUUUGUCCAAAUCCUUUGGUGAACGUUUCAGUGGCGGCAAUUUGGCCGUUAUGCAAGACAUGGUUAUGGCUGGUUUCUUGGGUCGCAAAUCCGGCAAAGGUAUCUUUAUGUACGACAGCCAAACCAAGGGCAGCCGUCCUGUCAAUAUGGAAGCACAAGAAAUUCUUAAACAAAAGUAUGCCUUAGUAUCCAAGGGUGCCAAUACACCCGAAGACAUGACCUUACGUAUGGUAUCACGUUUCGUCAACGAAGCUGUUUUGUGUUUGGAAGAGAAGAUUUUACACAAUCCCUUGGAAGGUGAUGUUGGUGCCGUAUUCGGUCUUGGUUUCCCACCAUUCUCCGGUGGUCCCUUCCGUUGGGUUGAUCACUUCACAGCUGCUAAAUUGGUCGACAAAAUGUACUCGUAUGCUGACCUUUAUGGAGCUCCCUUCAAGCCUGCCCAAACUUUAGUCGAUAUGGCUAAAGAUACCUCGAAGAAAUUCUAUCCUAAGAAUACUGGUGCCUCUGCCAGUUCUAAAUUGUAAAAUGUUAACUCUUAGUUACUAAGUUUAGAAGUCGCCGAAGUGUUUAACACUUAACUGAACCUUAAAGUAAUUUAUAUUCAUUUUUUUUUUUUUUUUAUUUCUAUUUUAUAUAUUUUGUAAACGAAAGAAAUUCGACAGUUUAACUGCAUUUAAAAAAACAAAGUCCUCUUAUGUCAUUUAAAACUCUAUUGCAAAUAGACUUAUUUAAGCAUAUUAUGAAAAUAUAAUCUGAAAUUUAUUUUUAAAAACAUU
This is a messenger RNA of Lucilia sericata (common green bottle fly), 2758 nucleotides long. RefSeq names its product trifunctional enzyme subunit alpha, mitochondrial (gene Mtpalpha). Gene Ontology annotation, cellular component: mitochondrion; mitochondrial fatty acid beta-oxidation multienzyme complex. Gene Ontology annotation, molecular function: long-chain (3S)-3-hydroxyacyl-CoA dehydrogenase (NAD+) activity; enoyl-CoA hydratase activity; NAD+ binding. The transcript is spliced from 5 exons. The record is from RefSeq and is a predicted model, not a curated record. Bases 167 to 2506 code for a protein of 779 amino acids. Gene Ontology annotation, biological process: fatty acid beta-oxidation. Lineage: Eukaryota; Metazoa; Arthropoda; Insecta; Diptera; Calliphoridae.